AACAUAUAUCCGCGAUCCCAAUCGUUCACACGCGCAAACGCCGGGAGCCACCGCGAUGUCGCCCAAGCCGGCGAAGCCGACACCCGCCACCGAGUUCGAGUACUGCGAGCUGUGCCGCCAUCACCACGACCAUGGCCGGCGCCAUCGCUACAUCGUCAAGCACAGGAGAAAUCUCGACGCCGCGCUCACCUGCUUCCGCUCCAAGCUCUCCGACCUCCGCCGCGCCUUCCUCCCCGGCUCCCCCUCUUCCCAGCCGCCGCGGACCCGUCUCUGGUGCCCCUUCUGCUCCAUUGACCUCGUCGACCUCGACAGCCGCUCCGCUGGUAACAAUGCCAUUUACCAUAUGGCAAGCAGUGAGCACCUGAAGGGUGUGAAGGAUUUCCUGUGGAAGCACGGGGGACGGAUGGAUCAGGUGGUCUCGCUUAGGAUUUCAGAGGAUGUGCUUGCCAAGUUUCAGUGGGAGAAAGGCCCUGAAUGCUUGAGCACAGGAACGAAGAAGGGGACUGAAGAGCUGAUUGGACCAUCUCUGAAGCAGAUAAAAGAUAUCCAAAAUGAAUAUGCAUGUGACAGUUUGGAUAGUUUUGCACAAAACAAUAUCCCAUCUUUUAGUAACACUGCAUCAUAUGUUGUUAUGCCUUUACAAAAUUCUACCAAUGGGGCAUAUGGCUCUAUUAGUACAGCGUGUCAUGGAGCUUCCAGUUCUGGAAGUGCUUCACAUUCUGCUCCAUAUGGAACUGUCGGCCUGCCCAUCACACCUUGGGGAUCGGCCGAAACACAUAAGCUGCAGGGUGCACUGUCUACAAACUGGUUUCACAGCAGUGGUACUGAAACAAAAGGCCAUCAGUCUACUGUCUUUGUGAAUGGCGCAAGCCAAUCACUUUCUUGUUCUGAUCAUAUGUUACCUUUGCGGGUUCAACAAAGUCACACUGGAGGAAAUUUGAGCAAUGGCUCAAAAGCAAAUGUGCAUACGGGUGCUCCUCCUCCCUGGUUAAAAGCUAACGAACACGAUCCAAAGAAUUUGUCACUCAAAAGCUGUGGUCUUUCUUCCCGGAAAGGGAAAUUGAGGAAACUCAAUCCAAACAGGGUUGGUGCUGCAUGGGCAGAAAGAAGAAGAGCUGAGAUGGAAAUGGAGAAGCAAGGUGAAAUUGUUCCAGCAACAUCUGAUUCUAGUUGGCUGCCUAAUUUUGGUAGUGUCUGGCAAUCUGGCACAAGGAAGGAAUCAAGGAAAGAAUUUGAGAAAAGCCACAAGAUUCAUGACACGAAGAGCGACCAUGACUUAUCCUUGGAGAUAAAACCAUAUAUCAGCAAACGGAUGCGUGUAGGUGCUGAGAAAGCUUCUGACAAAGCUGAAGAGCUUGGCAGCCACCUACCGCAGUAAACAGAUGUACAACCCGGUGGAUGUCGUCGCGUGGGCGUCUCUGCGGAAAAAGCCGCCAGGGCGCGCGGCUUGAUUAGCGAUUGGUUUGGUUUCCAUGUCAGGUCGCGCCUGGGAAGCCCGCCGCGAGUACGGAAUGCCAAGCCAGUAGUAGUUUUUGUUCUCGGCACGAAGCCAUUUGAUGUUCGUUUUGUGCGACGGUUUGCGGCUUGAUCGCGAUUGGCCUCGUAGCCUUUUUGACCGAACGAGAGAAGCAGCAGCUCUGCAAAGCUACCUCCAGGUUCAUUCGAGACGGUAGGCUGGGAGGGAUAGCGUCAUUGCGGCCAAUGGUUUUCGGUUCUUUUCCACUUGUGCACGACGUCAUAAACCCGAGAAAAUGUUUACAGCCUCACAGGGCACCUCUCAGAGAACCAGAGACUCCGGUUCCUUGGGGGUAAAACCGUAAAAUGGCCGCCGCUUGUCUUGUU
Molecule: messenger RNA, 1842 nt
Organism: Zea mays
Lineage: Eukaryota; Viridiplantae; Streptophyta; Magnoliopsida; Poales; Poaceae
Exons: 8
Coding region: 56-1378 (440 amino acids)
Source: RefSeq, a predicted model, not a curated record